This is a messenger RNA of Cuscuta europaea, 3743 nucleotides long. The record is from the annotation of a GenBank genome assembly. Lineage: Eukaryota; Viridiplantae; Streptophyta; Magnoliopsida; Solanales; Convolvulaceae.
AUCACUUAGAAACAAAUUGUGAUUGCCGAUGGGCGGUGGAGGGACUGUGGAGCAGGACAACAGGGGAGUGGCUGGAGCAGGAGUCUUGGGUUGUGGACGUCGUCGCCAACUCGGUCAGCAAUUCAGCUGGGCUAUUUGGGAGAGUAGGCAGGCUGCACGGCGGCGGAGAACAACAGGCGACUACCGAAGGCGAGUGGCGGACCGGAGGCCUUUGUGUCUAUGGGAUCUGGCUCUGUGACUUGCGUGCUUCAAGAAGAAGAAGACAUGUUUCUCCAGGUUUGGGACUUCCGAUAUCUACAUACGUACGACUAGAUUAUUUGGGGACCGGUAUCUCUGUAAUUUUUUUUACUCCGUAUACAUUAUACUUCGUAAAUAACAUCCUUACAAACAUCAAGAUUGCUCAAUACCAUUAUAGAAAAGUUGGUAUUUUCUGGAUAUAGUGUAUUGUGAAAGAGUAGUUGGUGGGAGAUUUCAGGUGGAUAAAUCAAGAGAGGAUUUUAAUUUGGUUUUGAGAUAGACAUCUGGGUAGAUGGGAAGAAGAAGAUUAUAGAGACAUGGGGAAGGAGAGAGAACUGGGGAUUGGGGUCCGCGUUAGAUUAUUGGACUUAUACUACAUGUAAUAUUCACAAUAUACCUAGUAUUAUUUAUCGAGUUUAAUUGUAUGUUAUAUGCUAUCUUAUAUUUAGGUCCAAAAAUUAGUGGUCCUAUGGAUAUUAAUUUAAGUGGGCUAAUAAGUUAUCUAAUAAGGUAUAGGGCCUAAAUGUGUAGAGACCCAUAGACUUGACCUAAUCAAUGAUAGGCUGAUUAGGGUUAAGCACACUCUACAAAUAAGGGGUUAUGGUCCCUAUUUGAGCACGUCAUUCCGUCUUUCUGCAUCCCAUCGCUAGAGAGAUAAUUCCCGAGGGUGUGUAUCAACUUGAAGACGCAAACCCUAGCCUCCGUCUCCCAGAUCUCUAAACAUCAUCUCCCACGGAGUCAGGUACGCUUCCGCUCAGUCAAUUCUCUAGAUAAUUCCAAUAUGAAAAUUAAAGUAUUAAUGGAUUUAUUCCAACAAUUGGUAUCAAAGCCUCCUUCAUAUUGAAUUAUUUGGAGUAUUCAUACUUUUGUUUCAAUCUUAAACGAUUGAAUUUGGGAUAUUUCUUUUGUCAUAUGAUCUGUCGAUUAAAUAAAAUAAGGGUAAUGCGAUUUUGCAUUUUAGCAAUUCGUUCCUAAUGUAUUCAGGAAUCGACAGUUUAUGAUCAAACGGAAUCGUUAUGUUUGAGUAUGAUGUUUCAUAUUUUCUUUUCUGAAUCGGCGAUUGAAAUCUGCCGAGGCAGUCUCAUUUGGGAUGCUGUUUUUGUAUUCUUUCUUUGUAUAUGCUUAUUUGAAAUCCCAAUAGUGAUAAAGUAUGCAAUAAGUACGUGGAAUCAACAAUUUUAUUCAUUCAGUACUGUACUUUGCCGAUCAAUCUAUUAUGUUUGGAUUGAUGCGUUUUUUUUGUUAAUGGAUUGAUAUUCAUAUAACCUUACGGAGUAUUAUUGUUUAUUACUCCGUAAUUUAUUACAGGGUAUUUUAUUUGGGUGUGGCUGAUGUGAUUCAAGUUGCUUCACAAUUUCCUUAGGGAAUUAGCCACGUACGGUUGUUCAUAGUAUAAUGAUUGUUCUUGAUAUGCUUCCAAAUUUUCAGCCAUUAAAAUCAAUUUUGAGUUCCAGUUUUAUUGUUUGAUUCAGCCAUUAACCGCGUACGGUGAUUCAUGACACUUAAUUAUUUGAUUUAGUUCCAAUUUUGAGUCUGCCGAACAAUAUAUGCAUAAUAAAGUUUGAUAUGUUUCCUUUUUUGGGUGAAUCAAUCUUGGAAGUUUUUAUAUGGCUUUGGUAAUUAAGUACAUAUAUGUGAUUACCGGUUUUGAUAAUUAAAUACUUAUAUGUAGUUAUGGCCAACAUAUUAGUUCUAUCAGAAAUACAUAAUUUGGGUAUUACUAGAAAAUAGAAAUAGAUUACUUUUGUUAGUGAUCAUGAUUUACGACUUGAAAAAAAUGUGUAUUGUGUGUUAUGGGAUGUAUAAACCCUAUUUUGUGAUCGCACGGUGAUUGGGUACGAGUUUUAAAAAUUAUCGUUAUACAUAACACAUUUACAUGUGAUUCAGAAAAAUUUGCCCAAUUUUAUUUUUCAAAUUUUCGAGUUAAUAUUAGCAUGUCUGAUAUUUGGGUUAGUUAAUUGACACAACAUGCUGCCAAAGUAGCCUCUCUUGUUGAAAUUAAUUAACUCAUGUAUUAAGAUGAUUAUGUACUUUCAUACUUCAUGUGGAUAAUAAUCGGCCCAAAGGAAGGUUAUUAUUUGGCCGAAAUUUAAGUACAUUUGUGAUAAUAAAAUUUGUGGUGAUUAUGAAGUUUUUCGUGUGAAUAUUAAGUCGGUCUAAAGAAAGGCUUAAUAUUUGACAUGUUUUAUUAUCAAAAUUUUAUUACCACACCAAGAGUACCACUUGCAAGUCUAAUUUAUGUCUAAAGACAAGAUUAGAUGUUGCGCUAGAUAUCUUGUGAUGGGGAUUGCUAAUAUUUAAAUUUAAAAUUAAUUAUCAAAUUAAUUUCAGUUCCUAGAGCAUAUCAUUUAUAUUAUUUUUUGUUCUCUUUCAGUCAACAAUUCUGCUGCUACAAUACCUGCUAAUAUUAAUAGCAUCCCAGUGCUUAACGGCACGAAUUUUAAGGAAUGGAAAUAUAACGUUAUGAUUGUUCUCGGUUGCAUGGAUCUAGACCUUGCACUUCGGACUGAGAAACCCGCCGCUCUUAAGGACACAUCUACCCUUGAUGAAAAGAGGGAGAUGGGGAGGUGGGAACGCUCAAACAACAUGAGUCUAAUGAUCAUGAAAUGUGCAAUUCCAGAAUCAUUCAGGGGCACAAUGUCUGAUGAGACUGAUGCCAAAUCGUUCCUUGCCGAACUUGAAAAGCGUUUUGCUAAAAAUGAAAAGGCGGAAACUAGUACUCUUUUGAGCACUCUUGUUUCCAUGAAGUAUAAAGGUAAAGGGAACAUAAGGGAGUACAUUUUGGAAAUGUCUCACAUUGCUUCAAAACUAAGUGCACUAAAGCUUAUUUUACCUGAGGAAUCGCUUGUGUAUUUAGUUUUGAUCUCUCUUCCUUCUCAAUUUAAUCAAUUUAAAGUCAGUUACAACUGCAUUAAGGAGAAAUGGUCUCUCAAUGAGCUCAUUUCUCAUUGUGUUCAAGAGGAAGAGAGAAUAAAGCAAGAUAAGACUGAAAGUGCUCAUUUGGCAUCUACCUCUAAGGGCAACAGGAAAAGGAAAAUUAAGGAAGCUGUAAAUUCAGGGCCUCAAAGAAAGCAUCAUAAGGAAACUAAGGAAGAAACUAAGGAAUCUGGAUGCUUCUUUUGCAAAGGGACUAAUCACAAGAAAAAGAACUGCACUAAGUACCACGCCUGGCGUGCGAAAAAGGGGUUGCCCGAGCUGCCAAAAACCAAUUGAUGGUGAAAGAUACAUCUAUGUCGGUGAUGGCAAGCGGGUGGAAGUUGAGGCUAUCGGUGUUUUUAGAUUAUUAUUAAAGACUGGUUUUUAUUUGGAUUUGAAAGAGACAUUUGUUGUGCUGUCAUUUAGGCGGAAUUUAAUUUCUAUUUCUGCAUUGGACAAAUUUGGUUAUUCUUGUUCAUUUGGAAAUAGUUAGUUUAGUCUAUUUCAAGAUUCAAAACUUAAUGAUACUGGUCUUUUAUCAGUUUAUGAUAAUCUAUAUUCACUUGAUAUAAAUACCUCAUAUAAUGAAA